ACUUCGAUUCUCACCUUUUCACAGCACACUUGCACUAUCCUCUGCUUUCCCUUCUGCUAUUAAUGAUAGGGUAAUUCCUCAUCCCCACUCGAUCUUAGCUUCUUCUCUUCCUCGUACAACUCCCAGGCGACGCUGCGGCGCACGUCCAUCCUCGUCGUGCAACGGAGGACGAGCAGAAGAUGACGACGACGAAGGUGAAACCACCCUGCAGCCACGUCUUCUUCUUCUUCUCCUUCCUCCUCCUCGUCUCAGCUUCCCUCGCCCAGAGCGACCUGGACGUGCUCCUGAAGCUCAGGACCGCCCUGGCCGCGCCUAACUCCACCGCCCUGGGCGACUGGGUCGGCCCCGCCUCCUCCUCGUCGCCGCCUUUUCCGCAUUGCUCCUUCACCGGGGUCACGUGCGACGCCGACUCGCGGGUCGUCUCUCUCAACCUCACCUCCGUCGGCCUCUUCGGCCACAUCCCCCCCGAAAUCGGUCUCCUCCGCGACCUCGUCAACCUGACGCUCGCGGCCGACAACCUCACCAGGGGGGUCCCGCCGGAGCUUGGCAACCUCACGUCCCUCCGGUUCCUCAACCUCUCCGUCAACCUACUCUCCGGGGUCUUCCCCGGCGGAGUCCUGAGGGCGAUGACCGAGCUCGAAGAACUCGACGUGGACAACAACAACUUCACGGGGCCGCUGCCGCCGGAGGUGGCGGGGCUGAAGAAGCUGAAGCGGCUCGACCUCGCCGGCAACUACUUCACCGGCGCGAUACCGGAGGUUUACUCGGAGAUGGAGAACCUGGAGUUCCUGGCCCUGCACGCGAACCUGCUGACCGGCAGAGUCCCCGCGAGCCUCGCGAAGCUGAAGAACCUCCAGGGGCUCUACCUGGGCUACUUCAACGUGUACGACGGCGGGAUUCCGGCGGAGUUCGGGUCUCUGAAAGAGCUCAGAAUCCUCGACAUGGCGAGCUGCGGCCUCUCCGGCGAAAUUCCGGCGAGCCUGAGCGAGCUGAAGAAGCUGCACACUCUGUUCCUCCAGUUUAACAAGCUCACGGGCUUCAUUCCCGCCGAGCUCUCCAAGAUGACGAGCCUCAUGUCCCUCGACCUCUCCAACAAUUACCUCAACGGAGAGAUUCCGGCGACCUUCGCCGAGCUCAAGAACCUGACUCUGCUCAACCUGUUCGCAAACAACCUGUACGGACAGAUCCCCGAUUUCGUUGGCGAGCUGCCGAACCUGGAGGUCCUCCAGGUCUGGAGCAACAACUUCACGUGGAAGCUGCCGGAGAGUCUAGGGAGGAACGGGAGGCUGAUAUUGGUCGACGUCACGCAGAACCACUUCACCGGCACGAUCCCUCGGGGCUUGUGCCGGGGAGGGAGGCUGAAGACUCUGAUCCUGACGAACAACUCGUUCUUUGGCCCGAUCCCUGAAGAAAUCGGCGAGUGCAAGUCGCUGACCAAAGUCCGGGUCGGAAAGAACUGCCUCGACGGAACGAUUCCCCGGGGGAUCCUCAGCUUGCCUCGGGCGACUAUAAUAGAGCUCAACGACAAUCUCUUCUCCGGCGAGCUCCCGGCGGAGAUGUCCGGCGAGAGCUUGGGAAUCCUGUCGCUCUCGAACAACUGGAUUUCCGGUGAGAUCCCUCCGGCGAUUGGCAACUUCAGCGGCUUGCAUACUCUGUCCCUGGACGCGAACAGGUUCCAUGGCGAGAUUCCCAGCGGGCUUUUCUCGCCGAGGUCCCUUCUGGUGGUGAACAUCAGCGGGAACAACAUGAGCGGUGAGAUUCCUGGUUCGGUCGCUCGGUGCACUUCUCUGGUAGUCCUAGAUUUGAGCAGGAACAAACUCGCCGGCGAGAUUCCAAAAGGCUUGUCUCUCCUGAAAGUGUUGGGCGUCCUCAAUCUGUCGAGCAACAGAUUGACCGGCCCAAUUCCGAGGGAAAUUCGCGUCAUGACCAGCCUCAACACGCUCGAUUUGUCCUUCAACGAUCUCUCCGGCGAAGUCCCCCACGAGGGCCAGUUCCUUGUCUUCAAGAACUCCUCCUUCCUCGGAAACCCCAAACUAUGCUCGCCAGGCCGCUCGUCUUGCCCCUCUAGGUCAAGUGCCUCGCUCACUUCCUCAAGGGUUGUGAUCACGGCAAUCUCACUCGUGACCGCCGCGCUGCUUAUCACCGUUACGGUCUACAAGGUCCUGAAGAGGAGGCAGGGCUUGAGGGCUUGGAAGCUCACUGCGUUCCAGAAGCUUGGCUUCAAGGCCGAGGACGUGCUCAAGUGCCUGGAGGAGGAGAAUAUCAUCGGCAAAGGUGGUGCAGGGAUCGUCUACCGCGGGUUGAUGCCCAACGGGGUGGACGUCGCCAUCAAGCAGCUGGUGGGGAGGAGCGGCAGCGGGUGCAGCGACCACGGCUUCUCCGCGGAAAUUCAGACCCUUGGUCGGAUCCGGCACCGGAACAUCGUGAGGCUUCUCGGAUACGUCUCCAACAAAGACACCAACCUGUUGCUGUACGAGUACAUGCCUAAUGGGAGCUUAGGGGAGUUGUUGCAUGGGUCGAAAGGCGGCCACUUGCAGUGGGAGACCCGGUAUCGCAUCGCCGUGGAGGCUGCGAAGGGGCUGUGUUACCUCCACCACGAUUGCUCGCCGCUGAUAAUUCACCGGGACGUGAAGUCGAACAACAUACUACUGGAUUCUGACUUCGAGGCGCACGUAGCUGAUUUCGGGCUGGCCAAGUUCUUGCAGGAUGCCGGUGCGUCGGAGUGCAUGUCGUCCGUGGCUGGUUCCUACGGCUACAUAGCCCCAGAGUAUGCCUACACGCUGAAAGUGGACGAGAAGAGCGACGUGUACAGCUUUGGGGUCGUGCUGUUGGAGCUGAUAGCCGGGAGGAAGCCGGUGGGGGAGUUUGGCGACGGCGUGGACAUCGUGAGAUGGGUGAAGAAGACCGUGUCGGACCUACCGCAGCCGCCGUCGGACACGGCGUCGGUGCUCGCCGUGAUCGACCGCAGGCUGAGCGGGUACCCGAUGGCGAGCACGAUCCACCUCUUCAAGAUCGCGCUCCGGUGUGUCGAGGACGAGAGCUCCCAGAGACCCACCAUGAGAGAAGUCGUCCUCAUGCUGACAAACCCUCCUCCGUCCACUCCAUCCGCCACUGUCGCCGCUGGCCCGGAUCUCAUCAAACUGUAGGGGACUCUCCGCUGUUUUCUCUGUAAAAUAAAGCUGAUGGUGCUUUGCAAAUGAUCUUGGCCAUAAGAGGCUGUGUAUGGUUGAAUGUUCGAUUUUCAUAUAAUAAGGUUUCCUGUGCAAGUGGUUUUGAAUGUAUCUUCCUUCUAUGGUGGUUCAAUGUAAAAAAGUUUUUUAA
Molecule: messenger RNA, 3321 nt
Organism: Syzygium oleosum
Lineage: Eukaryota; Viridiplantae; Streptophyta; Magnoliopsida; Myrtales; Myrtaceae
Product: receptor protein kinase CLAVATA1-like
Exons: 2
Coding region: 180-3146 (988 amino acids)
Biological process (GO): protein phosphorylation
Molecular function (GO): receptor serine/threonine kinase binding; ATP binding; protein kinase activity
Source: RefSeq, a predicted model, not a curated record